AUGUACUGGUGGCCAAACAUUAAAAAGGAGAUUGCUAAUUACAACUCCAAAGGCCUUCAAUACCAACAAGUGAAAGCUAAACACCAGAAACCAGCAGGUUUACUUCAGUCUCUUCCUAUUUCAGAAUGGAAGUGGGAACAUAUGACUAUGGACUUCAUUGUUGGACUACCUCGAACGCCUAGAGAUUUUCAAGGCAGUUGGGAAGCUCACUUACCAUUGGCAGAGUUUGCUUAUAACAACAGUUUCCACUCGAGCAUCGACAUGGCACCUUAUGAGGCAUUGUACGAAAGGAAGUGCAGGUCUCCGAUUUGCUGGACCGAGGUUGGAGAUAGGGCUUUAUAUGGAUCUGAACUUGUGCAAGAGACCACUGAGAAGAUAAAGAUCAUUCAAUAG
Messenger RNA from Camellia sinensis, 393 nucleotides. The record is from RefSeq and is a predicted model, not a curated record. NCBI's taxonomy places the organism in Eukaryota, Viridiplantae, Streptophyta, Magnoliopsida, Ericales, Theaceae.